UCGUAUCGAAUUCCGUGUUUUUAUUUGUAUUUCUACGGCAUUACUUGAAUUAGUUCUAAGUGUGAUAUCCAGGUUUAUUUACUAUAUUUUUACCACCUAAAAAGACGAUGGCCGACAUAGACCUGGGUUUUGCUGAAGAACGUGAAAGUGCAUGGCUAACAAAUCGUUAUUUCCCCAGCAAAAUUGGGGGGAAACCAGCAUGGUUAGAACUGGAGAAACUUCCAUCCAAUAAAGAACUGUUGUGCGAAACGUGCCAAGAACCCAAAGCUUUCUUAUGCCAGAUCUACGCACCAUUUGAGGACGAGCACAAUUUUCACCGGACUAUUUACGUUUUUGUGUGCCGAUCAGCAGGUUGCCAGGUUAGCAAUUCAGCAAGGCAUUUAACUGUGUAUCGCAGUCAACUUCCCAGGAAAAACGAGUUUUAUUCCGAACAGCCACCGAUAGAGGAAGGAAGUCCUUUGCCUGAAAUCCAGUCUUCCAAAAAACUUUGUAAAGCAUGUGGUUGUUCUGGGCCGCUAGCCUGUAGUCGUUGCCGCAACGUGAAUUACUGUUCUGCAAAACACCAGCGAGCACACUGGCCACAUCACAAAAAAAUUUGCAUGGCUGAAAAUCAAUGCGGAACUGAGAGCAUCAAUAUAUUUUUACCGAAUAUUAGUUUUCCAGAAUGGGAAAUCGUCGUUGAGGCGAAUGAUGCGGGUGAAGAAACUGCGACAGAUAAUGACGAUGGAAGCGUGGAAGAAAAAAAUUUGGCAGAAUAUCAGAAUUUAGUAGAAGUUGGGGAAACUGGCACGCUAAAAGAUGUGGCAGAAUCCGAACUGGACAAGUAUGCAAAUGAAUCGGUGGCCGCAGAUGACAAGAUUUUUCGAAAAUUCAGAAAAGAAGUGAGCAAAGAUCCAGAUCAAGUUGUGCGAUAUGGACGGGGCGGAACCCCGCUUUGGAUUGCCGAUGUGGAGCAAACGAUCGCGCAACAAUUGCAAAUUCCUAACUGUGAGCUAUGUGGGGGAGAGCGUCAAUUUGAGUAUCAGAUAAUGCCGCAGAUGCUAAACUUGUUGAAAGAUGAUCAGCUUGACUGGGGCACAUUGACUGUAUACACCUGUUCCAAAAGUUGUCGUCUACCAAAUGAUAAAGGUUAUGUUCGUGAAUAUAUAGUUAAGCAAGAUAUUAUCUCCAAUGAGAAUAAAAAGUAAAGCAUUCACUGUACAUAUGCUUCUGUUAUA
This is a messenger RNA of Anastrepha obliqua, 1217 nucleotides long. It is a transcript of the gene Zfrp8, whose product is annotated as programmed cell death protein 2. NCBI's taxonomy places the organism in Eukaryota, Metazoa, Arthropoda, Insecta, Diptera, Tephritidae. Gene Ontology annotation, cellular component: nucleus; cytoplasm. The record is from RefSeq and is a predicted model, not a curated record. The transcript is spliced from 4 exons. Bases 108 to 1187 code for a protein of 359 amino acids.